GGGGAAAAAUUGAAACACACUUUUGUGAAAGUGACGUGCUUUCUAUUAAAUGCAUGAGUAAAUUUAGAUUAAGUUGUUUAAUAUAAAAACAGACAAGAACCGAAGCAAUAUAUCGCGGAUGCCUUAGAAAUACUGAAUAAUUUCGAUUUGUUGGUAGUAAGUUGAGCGACAGCGGAGCUUCUGCGCCUGCGUGAUAAACGUAUCAACUUCGCGCGUUUGGAAUAACGACAAAAUGUCUUGUUUUUUAAUCACCAGUCGCUGAGUUGUUUCUUCCAGUCGUUUUGAAGACAGACACCAGGUGGAUUUAGGUCAAAGUUAUUCAUGCACCGAAAGAUGUCACCAACUCAGGACACACAGUUGGAAAAAGUCCUUGAUGAGGCGUUAAAGAGUCGGGAUGUCAAAAACCUCGAUGGAUUUUUGCAAAUGGACAUCUGCGAAGGAACUCCCAUAAAAUGUUCCCAGCAGUUUCUUACAAAGUUGGAUAAAUUUGUUAAGAGGAGUUUGGAUCAAAAAGAUUACAAAUCCGCCAGUUUGGGCUUUGCUAUUCUCUACAAAUGUGGAAAGAACCUGCAGUUCCCUGGUAAUAAAGGACUAUCUGCGAUAAUAGCUCAAGGAUUGAUCAAGAAGAUAAUUCAGUGGUUUGAGAAAUGCAGGCAGCUGUGGAUCCAGCAUGGCCCGCACUGGGAUGAGGCCUUGUUAAACCUUUCUGAGGACCUUUUUGAUGUUUUGAUGGUGAUUCAUGAGAUGUGCAUAGAGGGAACAUGUCAAAUUACAGAGUCCUUCCUUUAUCCGGUUGGGCAGUUGGGAGUGGACCCCAGAAUCUACAUCCUUAUCAGAAAAGAGGCAAUUCGCAAAUUCAACUUAAUUCUGGACAAAAUGCCAGUGGAGCUUAAGAAAGAAAGAAAGAUCCUAACAUCACAGGAGGCCUCCGAUAUCAUGCUCAAGUUGGCUGGUCAGAUACUGGAGGGUGGUGAUUAUGACUUUCAGACAGCCCUUAUGGAAGCAUUGUGCAGAAUGGCCACUCCUUACAAGAGGAACGAGCUAGCAGAUAGAUGGUUCAGCAUGGCGCAUGUGGCCAAAGCCUUUACCAACAUCUGUGAUCCCGAGUUUGAGACGGAUUGUCGCAAGUUUCUGAACUUGGUCAAUGGCAUGCAGGGAGACAGAAGGAGAGUGUAUUCCUACCCUUGUCUGGAGGUUUAUCUGGACAAGCAUGAGUUGCUGAUACCCCCUGAUGAGAAGCUGGAAGAAUUCUGGAUUGACUUUAACCUUGGCAGCCACAGCAUCUCAUUUUACUUCUCUCUGGCUGAUGAAAAUGUGCAGGAGGGGCAGUGGGAAACGAUAUGCGUCAAUGAGAAUGAAGUUAAAAGCUACAAUAUUACAGAAAUAGACAACAGAAAGGUCUUUCAGUUAAACCUAUUAGAAACGUUGGCGGUCAGUGCAGUAGAAGGUUCCACUCUGACCAUUCACUUCAGCUCCUCUCUGGACAUCCUGCAGGCUGCUCGCAGUGUCUACGGACACAGCAAAUACAAAGGCUUAGGAGGAAAGACAAGCACUAGUGUUGUGAAGACCAUUGUUAAAAUACUAAUGGAAGAGAACAGUUCUCAGGUUGUUCCAGAGAGCCAAGUGUCCCUUGGUGAAAGUGAGAGAAGUAAAGCUCCGUAUAUUCUACCUGCCUCAUCUGAACAGAUGGUGACUCCAGCCAAGAUGAAGAUUUCAGAAUCCACCACCAUUAUUAACAGCAGUACUGGAAGAAGUGUCCACACUGCCAGCUCCCUAUCUUCUGUUCUUCCAACAGCCACUAGGAAAAAGGCAAGGCCAUCCCUCAAAAUGGUUCGCUCAUGUAAUAGAAAAAGUGAACGUUGCACAGGUGAUCUAAGGAGAGCAGCUAAGACCUGCAGUCAUGGCACAACACCCAGAAGCACAAAAGCUGGGGUCAUGAAGGAGCAGAACACACACAUGGCAAAAACACCAGGUGUGGUUCUAACUGGAAAGGGUAUUCUGGAGGACAGUUUUGUGCCAGACACCCAGCCCCGAACUGGAACAAACAUCUCAUCUAACUGGAACAAAGUUUCGGUUUCUGAAAUGCUGAUGAUGCCCACACAGAAAAUAAUCACUCAGCCUAGAAAAGAGUCCUACUCAAAUUUGGCACAACAGCAGGGGUUCCCAUCUUCAGCACAGGGAUCAUUAGUCCCAGGCUCAGGCCAAAAGCAUUUUCAUGCUAGACUCAUCCAGAGCCUGCAGCAGGUCCUCUGUGAGAAGAGCCAACGUUGUGCAUUACAGAACAAAACGCCUGAUAACGGAGGGGGCUCCAAAGUCAAACGUUCUUCAGGCCAGUUUGCUUCUAUGUCCUGUUCUCCUAAAGAGCAGCCAAGUGACUUAGCAAAAGGCAAAAAGAAAGGCCAAGUGCCACUGGAGGCAGCUGCUGCUCCAAACAAAGCUUUAGUCAAAGCCUCUACAAGCAACGCCAUGAAGGAGACAAUACCACACAAAGGCAAAAUGGCAGAAACUAGCAGGGUCCUUUCAAGCAAAGAGAAGAGAGAUGCAGAGGUUGCAGGCAGCAUGGUUAAGCUAAUCUCCAGUCAUUAUCAGACCAACAGUGAAUCCACAGCAAAAGAUACAGCCAAAGGUUUUCAACAGAGUUGUGUUUCUUCUCUAGAUAAAAGGCAAGGCUUCAACUUCAGCUGGUUUUCAGCUGCUAAAAAACAUGUAUCUGGAACUGGAACACUAAUGAAAUCCCACGAUAAAACAGCAGCAAACUCUGCAAAACAAGGAAAUGAUAUUUUUGCUUUCAACGGUGAUACACCAGCGGGGGUGAAGAGCAGACUCAAUACUUCCUCUGUCAUAUCAAGCAGUGACAACCAUGCUGCCUUGGUACUUCACAGGAAGAAAGAGCAAAGCACGGCAAAAAAGAAAAGAAAUGUGAAGAAGCAUCUCUUUAGCGACACAGACACAGACUGUGCCUUGACAGACGUCAGCUGGUUAAAAGAGUCGAGCAGAAAACCUAAACCCAAAGUUAACAAAUACACUCGGCGGCAACCCGUCAAGCCCAAAGAAGUGUCAAUUCACACUUCAUAUGAAAUCCCAAAUGUUCCUUCGCCUUCUCCAGUAUCUGCAAGGGGCAAUGCCAAUAAGAGGGAGCUUGAAGCGACAGAGAGAAUGAGACAGCAAAGGAAGACUGUGAAACCAGUAACAGCACCCAAUGGAAAGCAUGCAGGACGCCAAAGGCCCAAGAGAGCUGCAGCCGCUUCUGCCAAGAACUACAAGGAGCCAGAUACUGAUGGGAGCCAGUCGAAAACAGAGAAGUGCCCUGUUCCCAAGCAGAAGAAGAGUCAGGAGACCUGUUUAGUUGUUCCAGGUGUAAAGACGACAAGAAACAGCUCAUGCAGGAGACUGAGUGACAACCAGUCAGAUCAGAAAAAAACACCUGGUCUCAAGAAGCCUGAGUUAAAGAGGAAGUUAAAAAGAAGUGAUGUCCCUGCUAAGCAACUUGUAAAUGCGCUAAAGGAUUCUGUAGCUGCCAACCAGACCUCUGUCUGUCUCUCCUCUCCAUUUAUUGAGAACAUGAGAUCCGCCGAGAGGUCAGCCCCAAUCUUGGAUAUAACCUGUUCGCCUCUGCUCAGCCUGCAGGGAUCCCCACUCCCUGCUUCCCUUGAACCCACAUGCCAGAACACACACCCGCCUCUCAUGCUGCUACCCAAAGUUCGUUCUAUAGCCAGCAGUAAAGAAAAUGUGGAGCCCUCUUCUCUUUACAGCGCAUACAAGAAGCGCAGCACAGCCAAGACUCUGUCUGCCCAGUCUGGCCGCUCUCUCCUCUCAUUGAGGGGUCAAAUCCCAGAACCCAGUAUUCCUAUUGGACCUAGAGCAGAGAUAAGUCCUGUCCAGCAUUGUCUGUCCCCAGCACCUCAGUGCCCUCUGUCUCUUUCUACUCAGCCCUUGUUGACAUCCACUCUCCUUGAGCUGGACAAGCCAUCCAUGCCCUCUCCUUUAAAGUCCCCAUUUCCCAAAGACAUUGCCAACAAUGGCAACCAUAGCAGUUUUGGUGUCUCUGCAGUAUCACAAGGUUCACUGAGCCUGUCAUCCACUAAGUCAUUGGGACUCACCAAGAGAGUUAAGGACAGCCCCAGUUUUGCCCUGGCUGUUUCCCAUAAAACAGAGAAAACACCCUCUUCAGAUAGUGAACUAAGGCCUCAUAUGUCAGGACCUAGUCGCAAGCACCACAUUUCCUCAUCCAGUAAUUCAGAAGAGGAUGAAAUUGAAGAGAGGAAGAAAAACAAUAUGAGAGGGGAGCGUUAUCCUCGGAUGAAGCCAAGAAAGUUAUUCAAAUCUUUUACCGAGGUGUCUGCAGAAAGUGAGGUGAACCCAGUCAUGUCCACUUCCCACACUGUGAGCUUCAGCCGUUGGGAGGAUGAUGUGGGUGAAGGAGACAUGGACAUGGAUGAUGACUUAGAGUUGCCAGAAACUGCUAUAAAUCCAAGAAACCUUUGCCAGCGAUUCAGCUCGGAGCUAAAGAAGAAGUUCCAGGACCGUUUCACGAUGAUGGAGUUUUACAACAAGCAGUCUUUGAAAACUCUGCAGCAACACGUCUCCUCCCUCAAUUUGCAAGUUAACAAACACAGGAGUCAGAGGCAUGAACAGCUUAAGAAGGUCCUCUUAGAAGAGAUCCACAAGUUAGAGCAGAAUGACACUGUUCUGAAAGAGAUGGAGAAAGAUCUAAGUCUCUAUUGGAAAAAGCAGGCUGUGGCUUUCCAUACUCAUCGCGAGCAGGAAACCAGGAGAAAUGCGACCCUGAGGAAAGCCAUUCAGAGUAACUUGUGUUCCAGUUUGGAGUACGAGCAGAAAAUAUUCACAUCCCAGAUGGGCCUGAUAAGAAAAGACAUGAAGUCAAUCCAGGACAAGCUACUCUGUGAGAUGCAGGAGGAUGAGCUACAGAGUGUGAAGAGAGGUCUCCACGCUUUGUUUUUUCCUGAUGGCACCAGGUUUUGAGUUGGACCCUUUCUGCUGGAGGUGUCUGCACUAUAAACAAGGCUGAGUAAUAUACCAUGAGACGCUCUCUGCUGCGUUAGCUUCAUAUCCAGCUGUUUGCCUGAAGUGUUGAAUUUACUGGGUUCUUACAUUUCUUAUAUUGCUUGUGAAUGUGUUUGGUGGCUGUGCUGUUACGAUGCUGGAAAGAUUAGACUGUUAAGAUAUUUAUCAUUUAUAUUUUUAUAGAAAUUUUUAGUGUCAAUAUAGUUAGAAAGGUUUUUUUCCAUUACUACUAAUAUUUGAUAAAUUUAUUGCAAGUUCUGAUUCAUUCAUAUAACUUAGUUAAAUGGUAAAGCAUUUAUUUUCAUGCACCUCUUCAUCCAGAUUCUUCUAUAAAAAUAAAGCUGUUUGAAAAACGA
Messenger RNA from Betta splendens (Siamese fighting fish), 5381 nucleotides. RefSeq names its product synaptonemal complex protein 2 (gene sycp2). Lineage: Eukaryota; Metazoa; Chordata; Actinopteri; Anabantiformes; Osphronemidae. The coding region runs from base 322 to 4983 and encodes 1553 amino acids. The record is from RefSeq and is a predicted model, not a curated record. The transcript is spliced from 45 exons.